AUGAUCGGAACUAUCUUCAGCAAGAUUUUCUAAUUCAUUAGAUUCAUCUUAUCUUAUAUUCCCGUCUUGAUCUACAACAAGAUAUACUCAGUCUAUCUCACAAGAUACUCUUAUAUUGAUAUGGCUGACUAAUGGAAAGGUAACGAAAAGAACUUCAAAAGAAUUUUAGAUGUCGGUGUUGGCACUGGUCAUCCUCUCUACUCUAUUAUUGACAGAAUCCCUAAGAGCGUCUAAGUAACUGGUAUUGAUAUUGACACCAACUAUAUUCCUGCUGCCAAGAAGAUCUUCAGUAAACACUCUAACGUUGAAAUUAAAUACAUGAACUUCUAUGACAUGGAAAAGGAAAAAACUUUGAAGUACGACGUUAUUAUUUUCUCUUCUUCUUUCAUGCUCAUGCCCGACAGAAUUAAAGCUCUUGAAAUUGCUAAGAACUUACUUGCUGAUAACGGUAAGAUCUAUUUCCUCAUGACCCUCUUCCAAAAGAAGGGCCUUAUCUAAGAAAUGGCUGGCAAGGUUAAGCCCUACCUUAAGUACCUCACUUCCAUUGACUUUGGUUAAAUCACUUACGAAAAUGAAUUCACUAAUAUUAUGAAGGAAAAUGGUAUGAACAUUAGUUACAUGAAGAGAUUGACCUCAAAAACUAACCUCUUCCUCAACACCUUCCGUUUCUUUGUCGUCGAAACCAACAAGGCUUGA
Messenger RNA from Tetrahymena thermophila SB210, 696 nucleotides. Its product is annotated as UbiE/COQ5 family methyltransferase. The transcript has 2 exons. The record is from RefSeq and is a predicted model, not a curated record. NCBI's taxonomy places the organism in Eukaryota, Ciliophora, Oligohymenophorea, Hymenostomatida, Tetrahymenidae.